Messenger RNA from Trichogramma pretiosum, 864 nucleotides. RefSeq lists its product as uncharacterized. Gene Ontology annotation, molecular function: chromatin binding. The coding region runs from base 260 to 613 and encodes 117 amino acids. Gene Ontology annotation, biological process: regulation of cell cycle; translesion synthesis. Gene Ontology annotation, cellular component: nucleus. The transcript has 4 exons. The record is from RefSeq and is a predicted model, not a curated record. Lineage: Eukaryota; Metazoa; Arthropoda; Insecta; Hymenoptera; Trichogrammatidae.
AGAAUAGUUCUAUUUUGCUACGCGCCAAAAUAAGCCCCGAGACUCGCGAAUUUCAGUUCUGCAAAGGUCGGUACUUCGUACAGUUCGCCCUUCCUCAUCGUACCUAUACCUAUAUACGUAUGGCAGUUGCCGCAUAAGCACAACUCAACGGCAUUUUUUCAGCUAAACUCAGCCAAGCUCAUUUUAACGCCUUCGCACGCUCAUUGCGAUAGAUAAGUCACAUCGCUAAGAUACUAUUUCGUAUAGAUAGAUAACGAGCAUGGUUCGUACAAAAGCCGAUGGUGCUUGUCGAGUUGCUGCUGGAGGAAAGGCACCCAAAAAGAUGAUGGCAAGUAGAAGUGUCUAUGCCAGCACCCCUGAGAAGUUGGGUAAAGAUAAUCUUCCUAGAAAUGGUUAUUGUCCCAGAGAAACACCAUCCUGGCAAAAAAAGAUAACAUUUUUCAUUGAUAAAAAGAGUUCAUAUACAAACAAUAACAAUGGCUUACAUGCUGACAUGAAUAACAAAUCGAGUUUAGCUAAAAGGAAGACUCUUGAAUCUGAUGAAGAGAGCGAAUCACCCAAAAAAGUCAGGCAAAAUGAUGAAGAGGACUGUGAAUCCAUGGAUAUCGAUUAAAAAAUAUGUACCUUACUCGUUACUUGACAUAGAUUUAGUUUUUCAUGACUUUUUCAAUUUGUUGUUUAUUCGAUAAGAUUGUUUGAUUUACUUUUAAGUAUUAUAUUAUUAAUUAAAUGUGAACUGUGUAAUGUUUUCUAAAGCAUCAAGUGUUCUUGACAUUUUAUAAACUAGAGUUGUUCUAAUGUGUCAUUGUGAGAUUUAUAAUCAACUUUAAUAAUUUUUUUAUCCAUUAAAUGGACUUGAAGUGA